This is a messenger RNA of Branchiostoma floridae (Florida lancelet), 959 nucleotides long. Its product is annotated as fatty acid-binding protein 9-like. Gene Ontology annotation, molecular function: fatty acid binding. Lineage: Eukaryota; Metazoa; Chordata; Leptocardii; Amphioxiformes; Branchiostomatidae. The transcript has 4 exons. Gene Ontology annotation, cellular component: nucleus; cytosol. Bases 116 to 541 code for a protein of 141 amino acids. Gene Ontology annotation, biological process: fatty acid transport. The record is from RefSeq and is a predicted model, not a curated record.
GAGUCUCAACCCUCCUGUCUAGCUUCCUCCCACCAUCAGCAAACAUCGUCCAGUCCUGUCAAACCGUUUUCUCUACACACAGCGCUGAGAACUGAGAGAGAAACAGUCUUCCAACAUGUCUAUCGCAGACCACAACGGAACAUGGAAGCAGAUUUCAGCAGAAAACUUUCUCCCUCUUCUGGACGUUAUCGGAGUGUCUGACGAAGUGAGAGGCAGGUUCAAGGCUAACGAUGCUGCCCUGGUGACGUCAGUGGCUGUGGAAGGAGACACGGUCACGUGGACCACCGGUACCCAAACCGGCAUCACCAUCUCCAAAAACACCUACAACUGGGGCCAGGAGUUCGAAGAGGCUUCGCUGGACGGCAAGAGGCGCAUGACCGUACACACAUACGAGGGCGGCUCCAAGAUCCUGACCGUUAUCCCCAACUUUGACGGCCAGGGCACGCCCAUGAACAUGACCCGAGAAGUCGUGGAUGGCAAGAAAGUCGUGAUCAUCUCUUUCAAGGGGAUCACCGCUAACCUGAUAUAUGAGAAGGUUUAGGAACAUUCCGAGCUCAGGGCACAGUCGGCUUCCAGCUCAGACAACGCCAGUAUUACGCAUGCAUAACAAAUAUAACACUCGUCACUAGCUAAAUAACGUGUAACUUGCUAUACUUUAUUGUGUCAACUCUAUGAAGCGCUCUUUAUAAGAUUAAGAUAGAUAUAAAUGUAUACUAUAGAUCUAUGUGGCCAAUUAUUCGUAACACUAUGUGUCAAGUACAGCUUCUAUACAUACAUCAUGUACCGUCACACUAGAGUACAAUAGAAACAUAUACUUCGACUGUUACAGAAACACAUCUGUGGUUAAAAAGUAAGGUGAACUAAAACGUCGGUAUGAUAACAGUAUUACAUACAAAUAGAUAACGUACUAGUUGUUUUAUUUUAUUUAUCGCCAUUAAAGAUAACGAAAAACAGGAAGU